ACACAGUCAGGCAGUCGUCCUCUUAAACACAACAGCAGUGAUGGCAUCAACAAGUAAAGAUAUGAGGAUUGUGCUGGUGGGUAAAACUGGGUCAGGAAAGAGUGCAACAGGAAACAAGAUACUGGGUAAAGAUGUGUUUAAGGAAGAUUUUUCCCCUAAUGUUGUUACUAGACAUUGUGAAAAAGAAGAGACAAUAAUGGAGAAUCGAAAAAUCUCAGUGACUGACACCCCAGGACUCUCUUAUACAUCAAUCAGUAAUAAAGAACUGACGUCUGAAAUACAGAAGUGUAUAGCGAUGUCCAUUCCUGGUCCUCACGUGUUCCUGCUCGUCAUCAAAGUGGGGAGAUUUACAGAAGAGGAACAGAAGACAGUAAAGUGGAUUCAGGAAAAUUUUGGUGAAGAUGCGGCAAAGUACACCAUCAUACUGUUCACUCAUGUAGAUUUGCUGAAUCGUAAAACAUUAGAGGAAUUUAUCGAAGAAAGUCCGGAAAUAGAGGCAUUAAUUGAGAAGUGUGGGGGUAGAUAUCACGCAUUUAACAAUCAAGAUAAAAAUGAUCAAACUCCGGUUACAGAACUGCUGCAGAAGAUUGAUAAAAUGGUGAACAUUAAUGUAAAAAAGUACUACACUAAUGAGAUUUAUAUACAAGCUCAGAGACGCAUAUUAAUCCAAACAAUAAAAGACAUAGGAAUAAAAGCAGCAAUAUAUGGAGGAACCUUGGUACUAUGUGCAGUAGGUGCAGCAUGUGUAGGUAGAGCACGUGCAGAAGCUGAAGUACGUGCAUGUGCAGAAGGUGCAGUACAUGCAGUUGUAACACAUGCAGAUGCAGCAGCACAAGCAGGUGUAACAGCUGCAGCACAUGCAGCACGUGCAGCACGUGCAGUUGCAGCAGGUGCACCAGCUGCAGCACAUGCAGGUGUAAAUGCAGGUGCAGCACAUGCAGGAGCAGCGGCUGCAGCACGUACAGGUGCAGCGGCUGCAGCUGGAGCAGGUGCCGCAGCUGCAGCCGGAGCAAGCGGGUCAGGUGCCGCAGCUGCAGCCGGAGCAAGCGGGUCAGGUGCCGCAGCUGCAGCCGGGUCAUGUGCCGCAGCUGCAGCCGGGUCAGGUGCCGCAGCUGCAGCCGGAGCAGGUGCAGCAGCUGCAGCCGGGUCAGGUGCAGCAGCUGCUGUAGGAGGCAGGCCAUAACAUUGAUGGCCAUACUUAAAGUAGAGCAGAUUUUUAAACACUAACUGGCAGAUGUUUUCAUAUAUCGCGAUAAAUGGACAACAGCCAGAUUGUGCUGAAUCAUAUCUGCCCUUUUUAUUUUCUCAUAAUAACUGUUGUCAAGGUGAUUUUCAGUGGAUGUUUUUAGUCAACUCCUAUACAGUUUUACGUGUCCAAAUUUCUAGUUGUAGUCCUAUCUUUGUUGCCCCAUCUUAUUGUACUAACCUGUGUUGGGUUUCCACUGAUUUGUCUUUAUUUAUGUACCCAUGUGUUUUUUGUGAUUGUUUUCCAUAACUGUGGUAAGAAUGUAUCUUCGUUUCUUGGGUUCACGGUCAUUUGGGUUUAUGUCACUUAGAUAGUUUAUCUACCUUGUUUAAUGUAUUCUACCUUGUUGCUUUAUUCUUUAUAAACUGUACAUUUCAGUCUAUUCACAUGUUCAGAAUGAGCCUCCCAUUGUAUGAGAAACCAGAAAAGUAUAAUGGCUAUUUGGGACUGCUGAAAUAUCAAAACUGUUUGUCAGUUAGUCAUGUUGAAUAAAGGGCGUGUAGUCAUGUUGAAUAAAGGGUGUGUUAUGGUUGAUGCUGAUGUCAUAUUUAGCAAAGUCAAGAGUUACUUUUGUAUUGAUAACAUAAAAUUGGGUUUUUACGUGUAAUAGAUUAUAUGACUAAUGAUACUAAAGAUAAUGUGAUGAUGUAGGGUCUUAACAAUAGUACUCUAUGAAAUAAUGCAAGUUUUUACACUGG
Molecule: messenger RNA, 1944 nt
Organism: Paramisgurnus dabryanus
Lineage: Eukaryota; Metazoa; Chordata; Actinopteri; Cypriniformes; Cobitidae
Product: GTPase IMAP family member 7-like
Molecular function (GO): GTP binding
Source: RefSeq, a predicted model, not a curated record